Trichoderma virens Gv29-8 is the source of this 945-nucleotide messenger RNA. RefSeq lists its product as uncharacterized. Gene Ontology annotation, cellular component: cytoplasm. The transcript has a single exon. Gene Ontology annotation, biological process: L-cysteine biosynthetic process. The record is from RefSeq and is a predicted model, not a curated record. Lineage: Eukaryota; Fungi; Ascomycota; Sordariomycetes; Hypocreales; Hypocreaceae. Bases 1 to 945 code for a protein of 314 amino acids.
AUGGCUUCCACACCACCUGCAGCCGUGAGCAUUCUCAAUGCAAUUGGCAACACACCAGUUAUUAAAUUGAACCACGUCGUUCCUGCUGGAUCUGCAGAUGUCUAUAUCAAACUCGAAUUUUAUAACCCAACUGGGUGCUACAAAGAUCGGAUGGCAUGGUCCAUGAUUGACCAAGCAGAACAACGUGGAGAUUUAAACCCAGGUAUGACAGUUGUGGAAGCUACUGGCGGAAGCACUGGAUCUUCACUUGCAUUCAUCUGCGCUUUAAAAGGCUAUAAUUUUGAAGUGGUGUGCUCGGAUGUAUUUUCAAUUGAGAAGCUGCGUACAAUUACUACACUUGGGGCAAAGCUUGAUAUCAUACACAGCCCUACUGGCAAAGUUACAGCCGAUCUUAUGCCAUCUAUGAUACAGCGUGCAAAGGAAAUUGGCGAAAGAAAGGGAUACUACUACACGAACCAGUUUAAUAACCGGGACGCUCUUAUUGGAUAUGAAGGCAUUGGCCAUGAACUAGUCAAGCAAUUUCCUGACGGCAUUGAUGCAUUCUGCGGCGCCAUCGGCACAGCUGGGAUGGCGAUGGGCACUGCACGGGUCUUCAGGUCAAAAAUGCCCUCUACGAAAAUUGUCAUUUUGGAGCCAGCAUCAGCGCCACACAUCACCAAGGGCCAAACCGGAGCACAUAGCGUCGAAGGCAUUGCAGUUGUCAGCCGUCCGCCCCAUCUCGAUGAUGCCUUGUAUGACGAAGCUCGCGGUAUCGAAGAAGACAAAGCGCGUGCCAUGUGCCGCCUCCUUGCCAGAAAGGAAGGAUUGCUUGUCGGCACAUCCACAGGGAUAAACGUCGUCGCGGCCCUGGAACUUGCAAAGGAAUUGGGCCCAGGUAAAACAGUUGUUACCGUCGCGGUCGAUACGGGUCUAAAAUACUUGAAUGGCAAUUUGUUCCAGGAGUAA